Molecule: messenger RNA, 308 nt
Organism: Paramormyrops kingsleyae
Lineage: Eukaryota; Metazoa; Chordata; Actinopteri; Osteoglossiformes; Mormyridae
Source: RefSeq, a predicted model, not a curated record
CACUGUGUCUUACUCGCGUACUUUUGCUGCUGUUGCAGUGUGAGGUCUCCAUGGAGCCCGUGACUCCUUACUUGUGCAGAUAUAAAGGUUAUGUGUUCGGAACAGGACUGACCACCCCAGAGUACAUCGAUUCCCUGCAGACCUUUGAAAUACGGGACAGUGACAUUUUUCUUGUCACUUACCCCAAGUCAGGCACCGUAUGGACCCAGCAGAUCAUCACGCUGCUCAUGGAGGAGUCCGGCGCGGGCGACGCCUACACUACCAACCUGGACAAGAUGCCGUGGCUGGAAUAUCCUGACGGCCGACCC